UCCGGACAGACCCUGAAGCCACCCCUGCCGAGCUGGGCUGGGAGCAAAGCAUCGCGCUGGUGCUGCUGGUGGUGCUCUGCUCCAUGCACAGCUGGCGCUUGGCCCUGAGCCUAGCAGCCGGGACGCCAGCAGUGUGGCCGCCCCGCCGAGGGCCGUGCUGGCCACGGAGCCCGCGGCGGCGCGAGGAGUGUGGCCCCCCCGCCGAGGGCCGUGCUGGCCACGGAGCCUGUGUAAUAGUCCAUGAUGUGAACGAGCUGACAGAAAAGCUGUUUCCAAUCGUCGAAGCCAUGCAGAAACACUUCAGCGCUGGAUCAGGGACCUACUACAGCGACUCGAUCUUCUUCUUGUCGGUUGCAAUGCAUCGCAUCAUGCCCAAAGAAAUAACACAGAUCAUCCAGGUAGACUUGGACCUGAAGUACAAGACCAACAUCCGAGACCUGUUUGAUGAGUUUGACAACUUCCCAGAGGGAGCAGUCAUUGGGAUUGCCAGGGAAAUGCAGCCGGUGUACAGGCACACAUUCUGGCAGUAUCGCCGUGAGAACCCCCAAACCAAAGUGGGGGACCCUCCUCCUGAUGGGCUGCCCGGCUUCAACAGCGGCGUCCUGCUCCUGAACCUGGAAGCCAUGAGGCAGUCCAAGCUCUACAACCAGCUGCUGGAGCCCACCAUGGUGCAGAAGCUGACCGAGAAGUACCACUUCAAGGGUCACCUCGGGGACCAGGAUUUCUUCACCAUGGUGGGGAUGGAGCACCCAGAGCUCUUCCAUGUGCUUGACUGCACGUGGAACCGGCAGCUUUGCACAUGGUGGAGGGACCAUGGAUACAGCGACGUGUUUGACCAGUACUUCCAGUGCGAGGGUGAGGUCAAAAUUUACCACGGGAACUGCAACACCCCAAUCCCUGAAGACUAGGGCACCCGCUGCCCCCGGGAGCAGCUCUGACUGCAGCAAGCCCUG
Messenger RNA from Phaethon lepturus (White-tailed tropicbird), 953 nucleotides. It is a transcript of the gene XXYLT1, whose product is annotated as xyloside xylosyltransferase 1. The annotation marks the transcript as partial. The transcript is spliced from 5 exons. The record is from RefSeq and is a predicted model, not a curated record. Gene Ontology annotation, molecular function: UDP-xylosyltransferase activity. Lineage: Eukaryota; Metazoa; Chordata; Aves; Phaethontiformes; Phaethontidae.